Messenger RNA from Dovyalis caffra, 1095 nucleotides. NCBI's taxonomy places the organism in Eukaryota, Viridiplantae, Streptophyta, Magnoliopsida, Malpighiales, Salicaceae. The record is from the annotation of a GenBank genome assembly.
AUGCAAGAAUUGAGGAGGGUGAGGUCGGGGAUUUUAGGGGAGAAAGAUAACAUGGUUACUAUGCAUGAUGUUAUGGAUGCUCAAUGGGUUUAUGAUAAUUAUCGUGAUGAGAGUUAUUUAAGGAGGGUUAUUAUGCCUCUUGAAGUGCUUUUGACUAGCUAUAAGAGGUUGGUUGUGAAGGAUUCAGCUGUGAAUGCCAUUUGUUAUGGUGCUAAGUUAAUGAUUCCAGGGCUGUUGAGGUUUGAGAAUGAUAUUGAGGCUGGUGAGGAAGUUGUAUUGAUGACUACUAAGGGUGAGGCUAUUGCUUUGGGAAUUGCAGAGAUGACAACUGCUGUUAUGGCUACUUGUGAUCAUGGUGUUGUUGCAAAGAUUAAGAGGGUUGUGAUGGAUAGGGAUACUUAUCCGAGGAAAUGGGGGUUGGGGCCGAAGGCUUCUAUGAAGAAGAAGUUGAUUUCUGAGGGGAAGUUAGAUAAGCAUGGGAAGCCAAACGAGAAUACUCCAAAUGAAUGGAUGAGAAAUUUGGUUUUGCCCACUGGCGGAGAUUCUAUGGUUGCUGGCCUAGCUGCUGCUGCUGCUGCUGAACCAGUUGUGAAGGAGAUUGGUGAAGAGGAGAAGAAGAAAAAGAGUAAGGAUGGUGAAGAUGGUGAGGGGCGAAAGCGCAAAUUGGAUGAAAGCUCUGAUAGCCCUGCUGCCCAGGUUCUUGCCAAAAAAGCUAAAACUGUUGAAAUUGAAGAGAGUGUCAAGAAGGUGAAGGAAGAGCCUGCGGAGGGAAGUGACGUUGAGAAAAAAGAGAAAAAGAAGAAGAAAAAGAAGAGUAAAGAGGAUGGUGAGGCUGAAAAGGGAGAGACAGUGGAGGAAAGUGAAGAUGAGAAGAAAGAGAAGAAGAAGAAGAAAAAGAAGAGUAAAGAUGAUGGCGAAGCAGAAAAUUUAGAAGAAAAGGAGACUGAGAAGUCUGAGAAGAAGAAAAAGAAGAAGAAAGACAAAGAGGCUGAAGAGGCUGCCACCAUUGAUAAUGGCAAAGCUGAUGGUGAGGCUGAUAAAAGUGAGAAGAAGAAGAAGAAGAAAAAGAAGGAAAAAGAUGGAGAAGAAGAUUAG